This is a messenger RNA of Astrephomene gubernaculifera, 1227 nucleotides long. Lineage: Eukaryota; Viridiplantae; Chlorophyta; Chlorophyceae; Chlamydomonadales; Astrephomenaceae. The record is from the annotation of a GenBank genome assembly.
GUUUCGCGGAAGCUGAUCUUGUGAGCCGUCCUAAGCUUUAGGCCUAACGAACUAUUGUCACUUAUCCGAGAAAUCAUCCUGCUGCAGCGCUCAAAGAUGCAGCAACUCGCUGGUCGCUCUGCUCCGUUGAGCACGGCAGCUCGCCCUAAUGCCUGCGGACGGCGUGCACAGGUCCGGGUUUCAGCCCGCUUCGCUAACUGGCGCGAGCAACUAUCAAAUGAAAGCUCACAAAGCGCACCCGUGGAACCUAAAAAGAUUCUCAUGAUGGGCGGCACUCGCUUCAUCGGUCUGUACCUGGCUCGACAGCUGGUGGCUGCGGGGCACGAUGUGACGCUGUUCACCCGCGGAAAGAAGCAGGUGGCCGCCCCCAUCCCCGACGACACGCCCGAGUCGUUUGAGGCCUUCGCCGCCUCCAUCAAACACAUUCAGGGAGACCGCAUGGAUUUCCCCGAGGUGGAGCGCAAGAUCGCACGGGAGGGCUUCCAGGUUGUGUACGACAUCAACGGUCGCGAGGCCGCCGAGGUGGAGCCGGUGCUGGCGGGCACUCGGUCCACCCUGGAGCAGUACCUCUACUGCUCCUCCGCGGGGGUCUACCUCAGGAGCGAGCAGAUGCCGCACAGGGAGGAGGACGCGGUGGAUCCCAAGAGCCGGCACAAGGGCAAGCUGGACACGGAGGAGCUGCUGUCGCGCUCCGACGUCAACUUCACCUCGCUGCGUCCCGUCUACAUCUACGGCCCGCUCAACUACAACCCCGUGGAGGAGUGGUUCUUCCAUCGGCUGGCGGCGGGGCGGCCGGUGCCGGUGCCGGGCAGCGGGCAGCAGGUCACGCAGCUGGGUCACGUGAAGGACCUGGCCACCGCCUUCGUCAAGUGCCUGGGUAACAAGAAGGCGGAGCGACAGAUCUACAACAUCUCGGGUGAGCGUGUGGUGACGUUCGAUGGUAUCGCUCGCGCCUGCGCCCGUGCCAUGGGGCUGCCGGACCCCGAGAUCGUGCACUACAACCCCAAGGAGUUUGACUUUGGCAAGGACAAGGCCUUCCCCAUGCGCGACCAGCACUUCUUCGCAUCCAUCGACAAGGCCAUGACCGACCUAGACUGGCGGCCCGAGUUCGGCCUGCUGGAGGGUCUGAAGGACUCGUACGACAAGGACUUUGGGCGGGGCACCUUCCGCAAGGCCGCCAACUUCAAGUGUGAUGACAUGAUCCUGGAGCGGCUGGGCAAGGCAGCU